Molecule: messenger RNA, 384 nt
Organism: Batrachochytrium dendrobatidis JAM81
Lineage: Eukaryota; Fungi; Chytridiomycota; Chytridiomycetes; Rhizophydiales
Exons: 1
Coding region: 1-384 (127 amino acids)
Source: RefSeq, a predicted model, not a curated record
AUGAAUCGAUCAAGAUACAGAGUCACCUGCAUCAAUGAUUGUGCCGUGUGGAGACAUUGCUCUUAUUAUUGCUUGUUGAAUGAGCCUGUAACGACAUUCUACAAUGACUCGUUUGAUGGGGAAACUAUUGUGGAUUGGUGCGAAGCCGUCGUCGAAUCAGAAAAGCAGGAAAUGAUGGAUACUCUAAUUCCAUACAUCAAUACCAGGAAUCUUCAACAGAUUGACAUUUUCAACCAGCACAAUGCACUAUUUAAUGCAUCUGUUGUCAAGAACUUUCCAUUCAACAUCAUCAAUACUCUUGCUGAUAACCGUGAAUCAAACAUCAAACUCAUUAUUUCAGCAUCAGUCAAUAACGAUGGAUAUCAUACCAAAAUGAAAGGAUGA